Coregonus sp. 'balchen' is the source of this 5112-nucleotide messenger RNA. The record is from the annotation of a GenBank genome assembly. NCBI's taxonomy places the organism in Eukaryota, Metazoa, Chordata, Actinopteri, Salmoniformes, Salmonidae.
AGGUUUGGUAGGAAGACCAUGCUCCUGGUGUCCUAUAUCUCUGGCAUGCUGUUUGGUAUUGCCAGUGCUUUCUCCACCUCCUUCAUCAUGUUUGCUGUGCUCAGGUUCUUCACUGGGUUCGGCAUCACUGGCAUCGUCAUCGUCUCAUCAGUACUCAGUGAUUAUACACACACACUUGCACACACCCAAGCACACACACACACACACACACACUCAAAUAUGAAGCCCACCCACCACUAGACGAAUACAGACAACCAACGUGGUGUCCCAGAGACUAUCCUUGUCUCAUCUGGUGUUGCGUUGUGUUGCCCUCAGGUGUGGAGUGGGUGGACAUUGAGCACAGAAAAUUAGUGGGAGUGAUUGACAGCCUGUCCUGGACGUUUGGUAACUCCAUGAUUCCAGCCAUAGCCUAUUGUGUGAACGACUGGAGACAGCUGACCAUAGUGGUCACCUCACCUCUCGCCCUGGCCAUACUCACAUGGAGGUCAGAGGGAGGGAGGGACUGACAAACAAAUGAAUGGACAGUUAACAGUUGCUGUGAUAUUGUGAAUAACAUCUUUACCUCCUCCAAUAGGUGGAUUCCUGAGUCAGCCAGGUGGCUCAUAGCCAAUGGGAAGUUUGAGAAAGCAAACUUUUAUUUGCAACAAUGUGCCCAGAUGAACCAGAAGGAGGAGUUUGCAUCCAAAAUUACACCAGAGGUAAGGGAAUGCCAGGAUAGGAUAAGUUUAAGCAAUAUGGUUCAUCUGAUUCUUUCACCUUUCCUUCUAGCCUGGUUACAGAUCUGUUUGUGCUCAAAUCAAAUCAAAUGUUAUUUGUCACAUGCUCUGAGUACACCAGGUGUAGAUUUUACCGUGAAAGGCUUACUUACAAGCACUUUCCCAACAAUGCUGAGUUAAAAAGUAUGAAAAUUAGAAAAUAAAAAUGGAAAUAUUAACACAAUAAAAUAAUAACAAAGCUACAGUAUAUACAGGGAUACCGAGUCAAUGUGCUGGGGGUACGAGGUAGUUGAGGUGAUUGAGGUAAUAUGUACAUGUAGGUAGGGGUAAAAGUGAGGCAAUCAGGAUAGAUAAUAAACAGAGUAGAAGCAGCGUGUGUGAAGAGUGAAAGAUUGCGAAAGAGUGUGUGUGUGUGUGGCGUCAAUAUGGAUGUGUGUGUGUGUGUGUGUGUUUUGUGUGUGUGAGCGUAUGUAGUGUGUGUGUGUGUUGGAGUGUCAGUGUAAUAUGUGUGGGUUGAGUCCAGUGAUUGUGCAUAGAGCCAGUGUGAGAGAGUCAGUGCAACAAAAAAAAAGGGGGUGAAUGCAAAAUAGUCCGGGUAGCCAUUUGAUUAACUGUUCAGCAGUCUUAUGGCUUGGGAGUAGAAGCUGUUCAGGAGCCUUUUGGUCCCAGACUUGGUGCUCUGGUACCACUUGCAAUGUGGUAGCAGAGAGAACAGUCUAAGACUUGGGUGGAGUCGUUGACAAUUUUUAGGGCCUUCCUCUGACACUGCCUGGUACAGAGGUCCUGGAUGGCAGGGAGCUCGGUCCCAGUGAUGUACUGGGUCGUACGCACUACCCUCUGUAGCGCCUUGCGGUCGGAUGCCAAGCAGUUGCCAUACCAAGUGGUGAUGCAGCCAGUCAAGAUGCUCUCAAUGAUGCAGCUGUAGAACAUUUUGAGGAUCUGAGGGCCCAUGCCAAAUCUUCCCAGCCUCCUGAAGGGGAAGAGGUAUUGUCGUACCCUCUUCACGACUGUGUUGGUGUGUUUGGAUCAUGAUAGGUCCUUGGUGAUGUGGACACUGAGGAACUUGAAGCUCUUGAUCCGCUCCAGUACAGCCCUGUCGAUGUGAAUGGGGGCGUGCUCGGCCCUCCGUUUCCUGCAUUCCACGAUCAGCUCCUUUGUCUUGCUGACGUUGAGGGAGAUGUUGAUGUCCUGGCACCAUACAGCCAGGUCUCUGACCUCCUCCCUAUUAGCUAUCUCAUUGUCGUCGGUGAUCAGGCCUACCACCGGUGUGUCAUUUGCAAACGUAAUGAUGGUGUUGGGAGUCAUGCGCGGCCACUCAGUCGUGGGUGAACAUGGAGUAUAGGAGGGGACUGAACACGCACCCUUGAGGGGCCUUGUGUUGAGGGUCAGCGUGGCGGAUGUGUUGUUGCCUACCAUCACCAGGGGGCAGCCUGUCAGGAAGUCCAAGAUCCAGUUGCAGAGGGAGGUGUUUAAUCCCAGGGUCCUUAGUUUAGUGAUGAUCUUGGAGGGCACUAUGGUGUUGAACGCUGAGCUGUAGUCAAUGAACAGCAUCCUCACGUAGGUGUUCCUUUUGUCCAGGUGGGAAAGGGCAGUGUGGAGCGCAAUAGAGAUUGUGUAAUCUGUGGAUCUGUUGGGAUGGUAUGCGAAUUGGAGUGGGUCCAGUGUGUAUGGGAUGAUGGUGUUGAUGUGAGCCAUAACCUUCCUUUCAAAGCAUUUCAUGGCUACAGAUGUGAGUGCUACGGAGCGAUAGUAAUUUAGACAGGUUACUUUGGCCUUCUUGGGCACAGGGACUGUCUUGCUAACUCCUAUGGUCAGAGUUGGCAAGACAGCACAAACAGAUCUAGGACCUGGUUACUUUCCCUCUGAAAGCCUGGGUGGGAUUUUUCCCAUACUGCUUAUAUAUAUCCAAUCUUUUCAUAUCUACAGGAGUGUCGAGGAGAUAAAGUAUAGGGGUUGAUUUGGGAUUCAGCAACUGAUCCGCCUCUGUUCUUCUCGCCACCAGACUCUGUCCAGUAUCAUUGUGACAGAGAGAAAAGACAGAACCUACUCCUACCUUGACCUGGUCAGAACCCCAAAGAUGAGGAGACUGGCUCUACUCACAGGCAUAGUAUGGUGAGUAUCCCCGGUCUCAUGAUAUCUGAUACAAGUUGCUUUAGUAAAUGCAUGUUCAUCAUGUCUAGCUAUACAUAAUAAUGUAAGAAUAAUGUAGAAAUGUAUUGAUGCUAUCAAGUUGGGUAACAUUUCAUUUGAAUGUUCUGAUCUAAUGUCCACAUAAGAUAAUAUCAUGAAAUGUAAUUUCAACAUUAAAUUAGACUUUUAGCUCACCUCAAACUAUGUCAAAACACAUUACAUCAGUCUACACAGUUUAACAACACCAACAAUGCCAACCUGAUUUCUCAUCCCAAAGGUAUGGUGUGGCUUCAACAUAUUAUGGCAUUAGCUUCAACAUCACUGGAUUUGGGCUCAACAUAUAUCUAACCCAGUUUGUAUAUGGUGCCAUAGAGCUGCCAGCCAAACUAGCAGUGUACUACCUUCUGGAUAAGGUGGGCAGGAGAAACACUGAAGUAGGAUCUCUGCUAGGAGCUGGAAUCUGUCUCACUAUUAACAUUUUCCUACCCAGAGGUGAGUGCUUUUUGUUUUUAUCAGGGAGGCGGGCAAUUCCAGUCCAGGAGACAUCAUCUUAUAAUGUAUAGGAGUUGUCAUCUAAUACUGGAGUUGGAACAAACCCUGGCAGUACUAGAUGAUAACUCUACAGGAGUUAUCACAUCUCUACAGGAGUUAUUAUCACAUCUCUACAGGAGUUAUCACAUCUCUACACAAGUUAUCACAUCACUACAGGAGUUAUUAUCACAUCUCUACAGGAGUUAUCACAUCACUACAGGAGUUAUUAUCACAUCUCUACAGGAGUUAUCACAUCUCUACACGAGUUAUCACAUCACUACAGGAGUUAUUAUCACAUCUCUACAGGAGUUAUCACAUCACUACAGGAGUUAUCACAUCUCUACAGGAGUUAUCACAUCACUACAGGAGUUAUUAUCACAUCUCUACAGGAGUUAUCACAUCACUACAGGAGUUAUCACAUCUCUACAGGAGUUAUCACAUCACUACAGGAGUUAUUAUCACAUCUCUACAGGAGUUAUCACAUCACUACAGGAGUUAUCACAUCUCUACAGGAGUUAUUAUCACAUCUCUACAGGAGUUAUUAUCACAUCUCUACAGGAGUUAUCACAUCACUACAGGAGUUAUCACAUCUCUACAGGAGUUAUUAUCACAUCUCUACAGGAGUUAUUAUCACAUCUCUACAGGAGUUAUUAUCACAUCUCUACAGGAGUUAUUAUCACAUCUCUACAGGAGUUAUUAUCACAUCUCUACAGGAGUUAUUAUCACAUCUCUACAGGAGUUGUCAUCUAGUUCUGCUGGGGUGUGUUCCAGUCUGUUUCAGUUAUUCAUGAACUCAUCCUAAAUAUUUAAAUAUGGUGGGUAACUUUGACUUAAAGGAAAGGUCAUGUCGUUCCUCUCCUCCCUUUCAGACAUGUCUGUUUUAAGGACGGUGGUGGCGGUGCUGGGGAAGGGUUGCUCGGCAGCAUCCUUCACAACCAUCGUGUUAUACAGCUCUGAGCUGUUCCCUACUGUGGUCAGGUAAAUCACACCUCUGUCUCCGAUUUAAAGUGUAACUAAAGACAGGUCAAAAUGUGUGUUCUGUAUCUUUCUCUCUCUGUCUCUCAGGCAGAACGGCAUGGGCUACAACUCGUCCAUGGGUCGUCUGGGAGUGUCUCUGGCCCCUCUCAUCCUGCUGCUGGAUGAGGUGUGGAGGGACCUUCCCCAGGUCCUUCUCUGCUCCAUAGCCCUGCUGGCUAGCCUGGUGGCCAGGAUGCUGCCUGAGACACGGGGCCGCUGUCUACCAGAGACCAUCCAGGACAUUGAGGACGGGCAGACAGGGUACGAUAUAGCCUCUGUGAUAUAGACACUUAGGUUGGGAUUCAAUCCAAUGUGCGUUAAAGAGCAGUGCACUAGACAGAUGACAAUUAACUGUAAGUCGCUCUGGAUAAGAGCGUCUAAUAAAUGACUAAAAUGUAAAUGUAAAUGUAAUGCGCCUAUUAAAGGCGAAAUAUGCAGAAAUCGCUCCGCCAUUGCCUAGUUGCUAAAAUUCUAAAAUGCUAGCCUAUAAACCUAGCAAACCACAAUUUCUCAAGCAAGCAUUUUGGGUGUAAUCUGUAAAUUCUUUGCAAACAUGGUUAUUGAUGAUUAUGAAUAUCAUAGUAAGUGUUUUAUCAAUGAUUAUGUGUUUAUUUCUUUUUUAAUGUACCAUUCUAGGAAGAGUUUGGCUGGAUCCCAAGUUGUGGAAACAACAGAAAUCCCUCUAAAAUCAAAGGCCAACAAUGAGAUGGAAAAUUGA